AUGGCUUCAUCAUCAUCAUCAUCUUCUACUUCUCACACAAUUUCCCCAGAAGAACUCAAGUUGUUCCACACUAUAGACCGAGCCAUCUUCUGCAGGCUUGUUCUGAACCUUCAACGCGAACCGUUCGAGUCCAUGCACGUCAUGGCUCUACUCCUUUGGCUCGAACGCUCUGUCGCCUGUGGAGAGAACUUGGUUUACACCAUCCAGACAUGGCCCGACACAUUCGUCGAUGCAUUGGCCAUCGAAAGUGUUCAAUGCUUGAAUUGUAUAAACAGCGAUGAAUUCCCUUUCGGACAUUUCGAAAACGAUUACUGCAUCGUCCCUUUGAUUCGAAUGUUGACUAACGACGACAUCUCGCUUCGCUUCUUUCACGAGAAUCGUGUGGAGAUUGUUCAUGGGGUCGUUAACCUGGUUCAUGAUGUUUGUUAUAGAGCCUUUGAUGAUAUAAUGAAACAAGCACUGUAUGGUGCAACGAUUAUGCCGAUAUUGCCAAGUUUAAGGCCAAACUUUCAUGGAUUUGAUCCUGAAGAUGUUAGCAGCUUUAGGGCUCAAAAGAAGUGUAUGGACAAUGAAAUGGAGGAUCUAUGGAACCGUAUACAUAGCGUUCGCAUUAGCAGCUCGGAAGAGAAGAAGAAGGGUGAUGAUAAUAAUAAGGAAGAAGUUGAAGCAGACGAUAGAACCAUUUUCUUGACAUUCUCAAAAGGAUACUCGGUUUCAGAGGAUGAAGUGAGAAACUUCUUCACCAGGAGGUUUGGGGAAGUAUUCGAGGGAAUAGAGAUGCAAGAAGUGGAAAAAGGGGAGCAGCCUCUAUAUGCAAAGCUGGUACUGGAAACAGGUACCACGCUUGAGAUGAUUCUGAAUGGUAAGCCCAAAGCCAAGUUCUCUAUCAAUGGAAAACAUGUUUGGGCUCGAAAGUUUGUUCGUAAGACCCACAAGUCCCCUCCCAAGCGACACAUCACAUCUGUAUAA
Molecule: messenger RNA, 969 nt
Organism: Hibiscus syriacus
Lineage: Eukaryota; Viridiplantae; Streptophyta; Magnoliopsida; Malvales; Malvaceae
Exons: 2
Coding region: 1-969 (322 amino acids)
Source: RefSeq, a predicted model, not a curated record